Molecule: messenger RNA, 1855 nt
Organism: Pungitius pungitius (ninespine stickleback)
Lineage: Eukaryota; Metazoa; Chordata; Actinopteri; Perciformes; Gasterosteidae
Product: 14-3-3 protein beta/alpha-B-like
Exons: 6
Coding region: 134-874 (246 amino acids)
Biological process (GO): signal transduction; intracellular protein localization
Cellular component (GO): cytoplasm
Source: RefSeq, a predicted model, not a curated record
CUCUGGCCCUGCCUUGGACUGGUGUGAUUGGAGGGAAACCCCGUGUACUGCAUUCACACAGACGGGCUGAGAGAAUCAGCUGUAGCUUGGCACGCCGAAAUCACUGCUAUCUGCCAGAACACAGUGAGCAGUCAUGACCGAGGCAGUCCAGAAGGAACAGGUGCAGAAGGCCAAGCUGGCCGAGCAGGCUGAGCGCUACGAUGACAUGGCCGCUGCUAUGAAGGCAGUGACGGAGGAGAACGUCGACCUGACAAACGAGGAGCGCAACCUGCUGUCAGUAGCCUACAAGAAUGUUGUGGGUGCGCGCCGCUCCUCGUGGCGCGUGGUCUCCAGUAUUGAGCAGAAGGCUGACUGCGAAAGUAAGAAGACCAUGGCCAAAGAGUACCGGGAAAAGAUUGAGAAAGAGCUGAAAGAAAUCUGCCAGGACGUGCUGAAUCUCUUGGAAACUUAUCUCAUCGUCAACGCCGCUGUACCGGAGAGCAAAGUCUUCUAUUUGAAAAUGAAGGGAGACUACUUCCGCUACUUGGCUGAGGUGGCUACAGGAGAAGAGAGGAAAACCAUUAUGGAAGACUCAAAGAACGCCUACCAAAAUGCCUUUGAUAUCAGCAAAGAGGAAAUGCAGCCCACGCACCCAAUCCGUCUGGGUCUUGCCCUCAAUUUCUCGGUUUUCUUCUACGAGAUCCUCAACUCACCUGAGAAGGCCUGCAAGCUGGCUAAAGACGCUUUUGAUGAGGCCAUUUCAGAGCUUGAUGCACUGAGUGAAGAUUCGUACAAAGACAGUACACUAAUCAUGCAGCUACUGAGGGACAACCUGACACUGUGGACCUGUGAUAACCAGGCGGAAGCAGAGGAGACAGAGGAGACCAGAGAAUAAGCAAGCACCCCAGUCAUCCUGUCUACCUGCCAUCAUCCCGGUUCAUCUUCAACAUGUCCAUCAACACUGAGACCACCUUAUUAUCAUUGUCGUCCAAAUAUCUCCAUCAUUUUUCUAUUUAGUUCUCCCAACACUCAUCUCAUUCCUGUCGGUUUACUAUUCCUUCUUUUCUAGUAACUGUAGGGGAAGGGGAUGGAGAGGGAGGGUAAGUUUUAAAUUGCUUGGCAGAAGGGUCCUUGUCAAAGGGUAAAGUGUUUGGUUGCUUGUCUGCUAACCUUUUUUUUUUCUUUUUUUUCGGAGGGAGCAAUAGGGUUGUUGCAUUAUUGAGGUGGUGGGUCAGAAUGCAUUUCUAAGCUCAUGAAUCAUGCAACUUCUAGAGUAAGAAACCAACGCUACUGUGUGUGUGCAUCUUCCUCGUGUUAACAGCCCUGUUGUCGACUAACACCGUCUCUCGAUGAUGCACCUCGGCUGCACACACUGUAGGAGACAGCAGCUGUCGGUCCAUGCUUGGCAGGAGGAAUAGAGGGUGGAGGUUAGGAGGCGAGGUUAAGUUGGAACCACAACGGUUACAUUCCAUUUACUGUCAGUUGCUCAACUUUCUACUCUUUGUUUUUGGGUAAACCUGCUUUUGUAUUUCUAUGUAUCGAUUAUGAGGUAUAGAAAAUAUUGAACAAAAGAGCACGCUCGCGUGUUUUUAUGAGCACAGCAGUAUAAAAAAAAUCCACAUGUUUAACUGCUUUAUCAAAUUAAUAUUAUAUUAAGUUUUCAUUUGAUUUGUCUUUUAUUCUCCUUUUUUCAAUACUUGCCUCAACCGCAUGUUAAGAAUUAGUUUGUGGAGAUGUAAGGAUGGUUGUGGUCGGGCGGGCUAGCUUUGUUCAUGUCUUUGGAAUUUUCAUACAGGAUACCCAAGCAUAACUGUUAUUUGGGGCCAUAUGUGUCAUUUCAUGUAAGUGGAAUAAAAAAAUAAUUUAAAAGAUUCAA